Molecule: messenger RNA, 2509 nt
Organism: Halichondria panicea
Lineage: Eukaryota; Metazoa; Porifera; Demospongiae; Suberitida; Halichondriidae
Product: SID1 transmembrane family member 1-like
Exons: 24
Coding region: 1-2448 (815 amino acids)
Biological process (GO): RNA transport
Cellular component (GO): lysosome; plasma membrane
Molecular function (GO): RNA transmembrane transporter activity; double-stranded RNA binding
Source: RefSeq, a predicted model, not a curated record
AUGAAUAGAGUUAGUUCAUGGCUGCUGUGUCUACUGGGAUCCUGGCUAGCCAUCACCAGCGGCCAAAAAGAGAACGCCACCCUCUCUACCAUAUCAAUCAACCCAUGCAGUGGAGUCAUUUAUGAGAACGUGUCCCUGUACAAGAGUGACAUCUACACAGUGGUGAACAAUGUAUCUCUUUGUGGGGACAAUUGGAACCCGAACACAACCAAUGGCUUUAGGGUAUACACGUAUGCUGAGAGUGAUGGGAACAACCUGACGCACACACCUGUGGUGUUUGUUGUACGGCAGGACGAGGACGGAAUAAUCUCCUGGACCAUCCCUCUACUGCCCCUAGGAUUCUCGACUCUGUUCUACCAAGUGAACCGUACAGUGUGCCCCAUCUCUCCCCAGCAACCAGGCAACCUUCCCCUCCUCUAUGUAGAUGUCUUCAGCAGCUCACCCACGCCUGUCAACUACACUAUCUCUAUAGAAGCAGUCAAAGACUUUGAGAUCAAAGUUGCCCCAGUAGGACAAGAGCCAGAGUACACUAAGCUGGUGACUGGAGCUACUGCUCCUCAAAUCCUUUAUGUGAGAUUCCCUAAUGACAGUGAUGUGCUGACAGUGCAGGCAUGGACUGAUGACUUCAAGUGUGCUUAUAUAUCCAUCCAGAACAAGUCGUGUCCAGUGAAUGACCUACUGACUACUGCACAGUCUCGAGGCAUCUUUCAGACCAUGAGUACCUCAGCUUUCCUCACUGUCAGGGCGAGUGAGGUUAAUGACAGAGAGUUCCUCAUCGUCAUUAUCACUACCACCUUCUCUGUGUGUCACAGCAAGUACUACGUUCAACAAACACCACUCAGUAUACUCAAUAGCACAGAUCAGUUUGAGCAGGUGUUGGCUGUGCAAGUGAAGCGCCUGCCACCCACCUCCACAUUUGCCCUGGCCAUUGCUCUUCCUGUGAUCAUAUUUGCUGUUGUGUGGAUCAUUGGACUCUUGGUCCCAUUCUUCUGUUGCCCACAACUUCACUGGAUCCCAGUGUGUGGGUGUGCCAGAGCCAAACAACAGGACCAACUGCUGUCAGACGUCACAUCGAAGGCUACUUAUUCUACUAUAGAGAAAAGUGCUCUUCAACGCAAAGAUCGCGAUAUUCUCGAUGGGCCUGACCCCGACAGUGAUGGUAGUAGGGGACAGAGGACAAAGCUGUAUGACGAGUCCUUGGAGAUGAGUGCAAAUGUUGAGGCUGAUGAGAGCAAAUUGAAACUGCCUAGAAUGAGCAAACAGAAAUACAAGAAGAUGAAUGAUCUCUAUUCUGUGUAUGGCUGGAACACUUUCACUGUGGGAAUAUUCUAUGCUCUGCCAGCCUUCCAACUGGUCUUCUCUGAGCAGAGGCUUUUGAACUCUAGUGGCAACCAAGACCAAUGCUACUACAACUUCAAGUGUGCAUACCCAGUGGGUGUUCUGAGUGCCUUCAACAACAUCUGGAGCAAUAUUGGCUAUGUGAUGCUGGGUGCCCUGUUCCUAGUGAUCGUGACCAUACGGAAGUUUCUCUACAAGAGACAGAGAGAGAAGGACAUAGAGUUCGUGGAUACGCAUGGAGUGCCCCAGUACUUUGGUAUCUACUAUGCCAUGGGCAUUGCUCUGAUCAUUGAGGGCGUCAUGAGUGCCUUCUACCACAUCUGCCCCACCAACGCUAACUUUCAGUUUGAUACUGCUUUCAUGUUCAUCAUUGGAGGCCUGUUCCUAGUGAAGGUGUUCCAGAACAGACACCCGGACAUCCACACCAACGCUUUCCUGGCAUUCUUCUCUUUUGCAGUCCUCAUAUUCUUCACAUUGUUUGGCCUGUACUUUGAUCGUGACAACCCGGUGGUGGUUCGACUGAUAAUGUUUCUCCUAGUGCUCGGAUUUAUCUUCCUUCUCUUUAUUUCCUUCUACCACUUCCACCAGUUAAGCCUCAAGAUGAGUGUGCUGAUUCAAGUUCUUAAAAACAUUAAGUCCUACUUCACCACUUGUCCAAGGCAUAAGGGUCGGUUCUUCAAGCUACUAUUUGGGUUCGGAUUGAAUAUAUUCCUGGUGAUCAUGGUGAUUGCUCUGCACACCUUGGUGGACAUUGCAUCCUCAGUGGUCUUGUUCUUCUUUACCAACUUAUUCUACUUUAUCGCUGUCUACACUUUUCAAAAGGUGUGGUAUAAAGAGUCCAUCACUAUUCUCCCCAUCUGUCUGCCACUGCUCAUCGGUGCAUUGUGGGGGACUGCGUUCUGGUUCUUCUUUCAUCAUGUCUCAGACUGGGGCUUGAGUCCUGCUGAAUCUAGAGAGUACAAUAAGGAGUGUAUCCUUCUAGGUUUCUAUGACAACCAUGAUGUCUGGCAUUUCUUGUCAGCCACUGCAAUGUUCUUUUCAUUCCUCUUCGUGCUCGUCUUAGAUGAUGGAGUUGCUAACGUGGAGAGAGAAGAACUGCACAUCUUUUGACUGAAAUCGUUUCUUGUGCAUGUAUUCAUUAUUCCUGUGAAUGAUUUUAUUGUUCAAUCAG